Molecule: messenger RNA, 4945 nt
Organism: Anopheles bellator
Lineage: Eukaryota; Metazoa; Arthropoda; Insecta; Diptera; Culicidae
Gene: Rim2
Product: mitochondrial carrier protein Rim2
Exons: 6
Coding region: 750-1904 (384 amino acids)
Biological process (GO): pyrimidine nucleotide import into mitochondrion; mitochondrial transport
Cellular component (GO): mitochondrion; mitochondrial membrane
Molecular function (GO): pyrimidine nucleotide transmembrane transporter activity
Source: RefSeq, a predicted model, not a curated record
CCUCUGCUGCGCUAACACCGUAAAUUAAAAUUCGAGCAAGAAGUAUCUCGUAUCUACAAUAAACAAACAUCGUUACUACUAAUAAACAUUAUAAACUCAAGAUCGGACCUGAAACAGUUACGUGGAACAUUGAUUUCGUGCAUCUAGUGCGGAAGUUUCAGCUCUUUUGUGAGGUACAAUUCAAUUCGAUUUUUUCAAUAACUUCUCCUGUGCGCGGUGUGUGCGUGAGCGAAAACUGGAAACUAUCGCGUGUUAGAGUGUGCGUGUGGGAAAUUAUCGAAAAACGGCAGAUACGAGCUAAGUGCUUUAUUUUUGUUUUCGUCCUUUCACCGAGGCCGCAUCCUUGUUUAUCCUUUUCGCACUCCUCGGCAGCGGAGUUUCGUACGAAAAUCUGCCCCGAGCACGCGUUCUGGCGAUUACAUCACACGGCGAGGCCUCACGGCUGGCGUACGAAAGCGAUCGCAGUAUCCUCCGCCGGAAGGCGGCGGUUUUGGAAAGUUGCUGACUACAAAACCAGACAUAAUUGGAAGUUGCUAGGAUCGCACAAAUGGUUGCACGAAUUUCGUCACGAGAGCACAGCAAGUGAGAACGAGUGAGCAAAAACUGCCGAACAGAGUGGCCGCACGGAAACCGCAAAGUUUAAAGUUCAAUCGUACAUACGCGAAAAUAGGGAACCCAUCGUUCAAAGGAACUUUUGCAGAAGAUAAGAGGAAAAUAAUUUUUGCCCAACAUCAAGCCGCUGAUAAAUUAUGUCACAGCGUGAUCGCGAAUCUUUCAUUCACCUAUUCGCUGGAGGUAUCGCUGGUACUGCUGGCGCCGUAGUGACAUGUCCGUUGGAGGUGGUCAAAACCCGUCUGCAAAGCUCAUCGUCAUCGUUCAUCAUCAAUGCAUCGAGCGCCGCUAGACAUGCGCUCGUUGCCGAUGGAGGAAAAGUGACCGAUCAUCAUUUGCGCCACUUGACCGCUUCGAACAACGCAUCCGAGCGGCACCACAACGCGGCGCGCCAUCAGCGAGUAUGCGCCAGUUCCAUUUUGACCCGUCGGCGUCCUUCGAUCCUCGCCAUCCCGCAGUGCGGUUUGUCCACCUCAGUGCAGUCCAUCAGCAUCUGGCAAUGCCUGAAGCACAUCGUGCAAACUGAGGGCUCACGCGCACUGUUCAAGGGUCUUGGCCCGAAUAUUGUCGGUGUGGCACCGUCCCGUGCCAUCUACUUCUGCGCGUACUCUAAGACAAAGAAUGCACUGAACACCGUUGGCAUUAUUCCGGCCAACUCGCCAUUGGUGCACAUCCUGAGCGCAACGUGCGCCGGGUUCGCUUCGUCGACCGCCACCAAUCCGAUAUGGUUCAUCAAGACGCGCAUGCAGCUCGACAGCAGCAACGCCUCGAACGGGCUGCGUUCGUCGGUGGGACAGUGCGUGAAGCAAAUUUACGAGUCGCAGGGUGUCCGCGGGUUUUACAAGGGCAUCACGGCCAGCUAUGUCGGCAUCUCGGAGACGGUGAUCCACUUUGUCAUCUACGAGGCUCUGAAAAAGAAACUGCUCGAGCUACGAGAAUCGUCCCCCGCUCGAUACGGGGAUGGUCCCGCAGGUGGCAAAACGUCGCGUGAUUUCCUCGAGUUUAUGCUGGCCGGCGCAACGUCCAAGACGAUCGCGUCGAUCGUGGCAUAUCCGCACGAAGUGGCCAGAACGCGACUGCGCGAAGAGGGCAAUAAGUACCGCAACUUCUGGCAGACGCUUCUGACCGUGUGGAAUGAGGAAGGCAAAGCCGGCCUUUACCGCGGACUUGGAACGCAGCUGGUACGACAGAUUCCCAACACGGCCAUCAUGAUGGCAACGUACGAGGCCGUCGUGUACGUCCUAACGAACCCGGCCAGCGCCACUCUGCUGCCGGCCGGUGCGGCCAACUGAGAUCCGGCCGACGGACAGCCUCUGGCGGCGGGGUUGCUUCCGCAGGUGGAGCAGGACUUCCUAACGAUGGAGGAAGACGGACUGCCGCCGCCAUCGCUGGUCAUGCUUUCAACGGCGCUUACUGCACUCGGUCUCACCGGUGGUUCCUCCGAGACCGCGAUUGCAGUUGAGUCGUCUUCGUCGUCGGCGAUGGCCAACGGUGCUGGCGAAUCCGGCCAAACCGUCGUCGAGCUGCUGGAGGCUGCGGACUCUGCAUGGAUUGUACAUUGUAUUUGUGAUUUCUUCGUAGAUCUGUAAGGUCUAGGGAAGGGAUGAUAUUACUGUGGUUUUUCGAUAGGUUUAAGGGGCGCAGGAGCAACGGAAGCUAACGUACAUAUGUUAGGACAACGACGAGUAUUUAUGCAAUUAGCUAGCGGCGAAGAUAAGUUUUACGAGCGGGAAGGACAGCAUUACGGCGAACGAAACCAAAAUUAACAGAAAAGCAAAAGAAAAACGGGACAAAAAGAAAGAGAAAGAGAGAGAGAGAGAAACAGAGCGGAGUGUUGGCGGUGCGAUUAUGGUCCUCUUCCGCACACGCUCGUUUCAAUAGAGAGACUGAUUGUUCAUAUACACACAAGCGCACAGAAACGCUUUAUUUUGAUGACACACGGAAUCGAAAUGGAUUGGUUUUAUACUUAUUGUUGUUAUUUCUGUGUCUUUCGUUCGUUAGCUUGUAAGAGUGUGGUCCGGUGGCUGCAGAGAGUGGAUAACGAUUUAUGUUUUCGAUUCCUUCAUCUAAAUUUCGGUUAGUAGUCGGACAUGUUAAGGGUUAGUAGUAGUUAUUAUCAUUUUGUCGUGGCCUGAUCAAGGACAGCUUUUUCCAUUAUUUCUGCACACUUUUCACAAGCGAACGCGCCUGCGAAAUGGUGUAGAAAUAAUGGAAAAUUUGAUUUAUUGGUUCGAGUGGCGAGAGUUCUUAGAAAAUUAUAUUAAUUUUUGUUAGAAACUCAGAAGCGCUUCUCAGGCGAGAGUCGAAGUGCAAGUCGAAGGGCCAACGCUCCCGCAGAGCAGUGUAACAUAGCGUAGCCUAGGUGUCGAGCAAGCAGAAGAGCUUAUUCCUUUUAGACUGGUUAGCUCCUAACCUGCUGUUUGCGAGUGAAGGUCGGGCCCAGCCGAAGCGGCGACGGUUCGCUUGGUUUGAGCUGAUUCCAUCGACGACAACCGCGGAAGUCAAUAGUAUGUUCGGAAACCGAACGCGCAAGCAUAGAGUUUGAAGAAGCGAAAGUUACGUCAAGGAAGCACACUUACGUCUAAUGCCAAUUACAAUAAUUGGAGAAAAAAGGAUAUACUGCUACUCGGAAGUGUUGCUAUUUUUAAUUCGUUACGAUAAUGCUUAGUUCCAAAUUAUGGUGGUCGCAGAAAAAAUAGACCAAUGAAUGCAAUACAUAUAUCUCCUCUAGCAAGAUAGAUGCAGACAACAGAUCUUAAGUAGAAAUUAACCAAUCUCACCCUAUGUUGAUUGAUUGCCUAUCCCUUUUUGAAUUGCCCAGCAAUUGAUUGCUUUAGGCGAACGGAAUGAGUGGUCCUUCGCAGAAGAGGCCAUAAAAGUCGGCCAAGCAACGAGUUGCAAAAAUACCUAGUGAAUCACAGCACUGGUCGAGAUGAUGCUUCAUCCAAACAUCCCACAAGUGCAGUCCUUAUAUCAAUCGGCACAUCACAAAACACAAACAACACGCAGCAGUGGCGGCCAGCAAGCAACCAGUCGUAUGCGCACUUGUUGUGUCCUGGCUGACCUUUGAAUUGUGAAAAAAGAGAGGCCUAAUUGGCUUUUAAAAAUACCAUCCGCCCAGCAACACGGAUCGAAACAGCGCCAUAAUGGCAUCGUUUUGAAAUUGUUCUUCGGUGGCAAUGCGCGUGAUGAUCGAUCGCACACUAUUUAUGACGCCUCUGGGCUCUGCUGACCAUUCUUCCGACACUGUUUACAAGAAAACGUACCGUUAGUAAACAUGAAUAAUAUCCAAAAAUAAGAAAAUGUUGUGCCAAAACAGCGUGUCGAUCAGGGCGUGAUAGUUGUUGCUGAAGGGCAAUUUGACCUACCCCAAGAGUAAUAUGUUGAUGUGCAGCGACCAUAUUUUCACAAUUUACCACGAACGGACGAGUUGGGUGCAUUGCCACUAAUUAGUCGUUGGCAUAUCGCCACGGCCGAUGAUGUAACAUUGUGAAUGGUGGUCGUGACAUUUGGGACACGCUGCAUCAGGCACAUGUGAGUGAGAUGGGAAGAACACUUGAAAGUACAAGAUUGACGAGCCAUACACAUUUUUGCACCAUUGUGUAGAAACUAUGAAUUGCAAUGGCGCUCACGGUAGUGCUUAACAGUAAAAUAGUCGCCACCAUAGGACCCUAUGGAGUAGCUCUGCUUAAUCUUAUCUGCUGUUCUUCAGAGAACCGGGGGAAGCAGUAAAUAGUCCACAAAGUGUAGCGCAACAUUAGAGUAUGUUACAAUUGGCUCUGAUGUUUGGUAUGUUCAAAGUUAACCUGUUUUUAAGGAUAAUUCGUAGCCUCACAGUCAGUAUAAACCGAGGUAGAAGUUACCUACAAAUCAACGAAACAACGAAAUAUGAUCGCUAUGUCGUCAUUGCGAUACGCACAGAUUGCUUCUUGUGGUAGGUGCUUCGAAGGUCGAGUCAUGUGGCACAAACCAAAUAGCCAAGCGCUGCAGAUUAGGUGGUACUCUACCCCAUGGUAUGAUGAAAUAGUUGCUUUACAAAAGCUAGCCUUCGAUCGGGUAUCGGUUAAAUUUACUACAAUAUACAUAUAUAUCUACACUAUACACCCUGAAUGCGCAAUGUUAUGCGCAACAUAACAUUUACAAAACACUAGAGCAGUAAGACAAGUUUGAAACAAAACCAAGAAAUGAAACGUGAAAACAGGGGUUGAAUUGAUUUGAUGGAAUUACGAAGGGAGAAAGUUAUGAGAAUUAUAAUGUUAUUCUGUUUUUUUUAAACGCUUUUUUCAUGAACAUGAAAACCGUAUACAUAUGAAUAAAGUUAUUCAAAAAUCUA